AAAAUGAAUCUAAGUGAACCACUUGAAAUAUUUCCAUUAGAAGUUUGGGAAUUAAUUAUGUGCUAUUUGAGUAGCGUUGAUUACGCAUGCACUCAGAAAAUGUCGCUUCUCAAUAGGAAUUGGAGAACAAUAAUGCUUUCGAUGCACGAACCUUGGACCAGUGUUUCUAUUGAUAGAAGGGCUAUACGCAACACAGCCUCUCAACCGUUUAAUUCCUGGCUCAAUUUGAUACUUUCUCGAGCUAAUACUCCCAUUAAACGCGUUGAAUGGCUCACUGACAAUGCAGAUGAGACUAUGACAAGCUAUUUAGAUGCUAUACAAGGCGGGAAGUCUCCCUUACAUUCUAUAAGGUUGAAAGGCUACUAUGGUUUGACAAAAAGUCAUGCUCUGAAGUUUAGACCCCCACCAACUACAACUCUCUAUGUUCACGUAGAAGCAUCUAAUGCAUCAGAUUAUUUUGAUCCAGAUGAGGCAAUUUUGCGACAUACCAAUGGAUUGGAGAAUCUUCACCUCGUCAACACAUUCCCGAAUCUGCUCCCAAUAUCAUGCAAUUUGAGGAGUCUCUCAAUGCACUUUACAAAUACAGUAUUGGAUAUUGGAGCUGCACAGAACUUUAUCGCAGAUCAACAAGGCCUGAGAUUUUUGAGCAUUAGGAAUCUUAAGCAAGAUGUCCCGGCACAUCGACAUAUCAUACUAAAUGAUUUGGAGCAUCUCGAGUUAAUCAACUCUGGAUCGCUCAAAGAUGCCAUAGUUGCUCCAAAUGCGCGCACGAUCAUCCUUCAAAAUUAAUACCAAUCAGAGAUUUAUACCUAUUAUGUUACUACAAUGCAUUUCUAUAAUACAACUCAAAGAGAUUUUAGUUCGGAUCGCUUUUUCUCUUCAAAUACUCUCUUAUCAAGUACCUCCUUGCGUUUUACAGCUGCCUCUACGGAAAUACCCGCGAAAACUGUAGCUGCACCAGCCCAUUGACCUGACGAAAGCUUGUGAUUAUAAAUAAAGACACUAAGAAGUAUCGUAAAAAGCUUCCUGGUGAGUGUAAUGGUAACUAAUG
This is a messenger RNA of Wallemia mellicola CBS 633.66, 1051 nucleotides long. RefSeq lists its product as hypothetical. Bases 4 to 789 code for a protein of 261 amino acids. The record is from RefSeq and is a predicted model, not a curated record. The transcript has a single exon. Gene Ontology annotation, molecular function: protein binding. NCBI's taxonomy places the organism in Eukaryota, Fungi, Basidiomycota, Wallemiomycetes, Wallemiales, Wallemiaceae.